UACAUGCAUAGCGCGGCCCCGUCUUUAAAGAAUGAACGUCGGUAUGACGUCAUAUUUUUGCGGCGGAAGUUGCUGCCUAAACUUCUGUCAGAGGCGUCGCUUCGCUUUACCCUUCACAUGUCCCCGUGCGUAUGAUCUCUGAGAAAGGUAUUGACAUGGCUGAUUUUAGUUCAAGCUUUGAUAUGCCGUCGGCUAGUUCUUCAGAAAGUGCCGAUGCUGCGGAGCUUCAGCGUCUGAUUGCAGUGGAGCAGCAGAAAGCGCAGUUUCAAGCGCAGGUACACAACUUUACGGAUGCCUGCUGGGAUAAAUGUGUGGACAAACCGAGCAGCAAAUUGGACUCACGAACUGAGACGUGUCUCGUAAGCUGUGUGGAACGUUUCAUCGACACAACCCUCACCAUCACGAAUCGCUUUACACAGAUGGUCCAGAAGGGCGCGCAUUGAUGAAGGACAGUGUGUCCUCAAAGACAGUUGGCACAAAUUGUCGUUAUUUUUAUGGUGUACUGCUUCCUGCAUGGUCCGCCUAAGAGGCUGUUCCUGUAAAGUCUAAAGCCUUUGCUCACACUCUCUGAAAUUUGUAUAACAUUAUAGCUGAUCCAUUGGAACAGCCAGCAGAUUAUAUACACUGUAUGACGAACGAAUGUUUGCUGUCCAUUAUCAUCAGAACAUGUAGUUUGCAUUUUGCUGUACCAUUUCCAUCACUGCAAUACACUGUUAUACAUAUGUAGAACUAUCCCGGUUUUGAUUGAAUAAAAUAAAUAAAACUGCUUCGAGAACAGUUUUGAAUAGCCUAACUUCAAAGUUUUCUAAAUGUUUUUGCCUGAUGAACUUACUAUUUUUCUCCUAUUCCUGUAGUAACAAAGCAGUGAUGUCAUGGUAACCUGGUUAGUAUUACUUGCUCAACAAUUUUUUUUUCUCUUCAGUUUUACUCGAUUCUCUUAUGUGCAUAUUACUCAAAAAAUGCAUGUAACCAAGGGAACAUAAAUGACCUGAGUUGAUUGAACUAAAAUAAUUGUGUUGUCAGCUUUUCUUAAUCCAUUUGCAUUAGGACAAUAUUAACAUUUUUAGUUUGGUUAACUAAAACUGGACAGAGGAUUUCUAGUUCCCAGCAUGCUUUGCAUGGGACUCGACAUGUAGAGUAAAUGUUAUUAUAUGUCUUUGUAUAAGAUGAAUAUAAAUGGGGAGAUGUG
Molecule: messenger RNA, 1189 nt
Organism: Xyrauchen texanus (razorback sucker)
Lineage: Eukaryota; Metazoa; Chordata; Actinopteri; Cypriniformes; Catostomidae
Product: mitochondrial import inner membrane translocase subunit Tim8 A-like
Exons: 2
Coding region: 132-443 (103 amino acids)
Source: RefSeq, a predicted model, not a curated record